UGCUAAAAGCCAACCAUCUUUUGUGGAGGAAGCUUGCGUUGGGCUUCAAUAAUUUUAUGGGUCGGUGAUCACCACAUGCACUUUUGGAAGGCUGGUGUAGAUAGAGUACUCCUUGAUCUUCUUCUAGAAGAUUAUCCCAAAAUUCAAAAAAUGCAGCGUGAGUCCUCCUUGAAUGAUCUGAUAAUUAUUGUGCGGGAGAGCCAUGAAGCAAAUUUUCUAGUUACCUACAGACCAUAUGUAUGGGAUAUUCUUGGUGGACUUGCGGCUAAUUAUGCAGGAAAUAUCAAUCAUAAGGUGCAAGGGAAUGAACUCCAACUUAAUGUCCUCAUAAUAUGUGCAUGCUUGUCCUUCGCAAACUCAGUUCUGACAUUACGCCGAGUCUCUCAAUAUGGUCUCACAUAUAUGAGGGAGUCUGAAUCAGCAAGUAGGGCGGUUCAUAUGAUGCUUUAUUCUCCUUGCAAAUGGAUUGCAUCCUCAGCCAGGUCCAUACUACACGAAGUACUUAGGCUGGAUGCCAAGGAUUAUGUUGAAUACUUACUGAACAUUCUAAAUGCGAGAUUGACUGGUAGCAUGUUUGGUCUUCCAGGAAACCUUGAGAUUAUGGUCAGCUUGAUUAGUUUGGCAAGUUAUUGUAGCCUACCUGCAUAUCGGGAACUCAUAAUUAAAUUCCAAGGGGUGAAGACUGUGCUGGCCUUCAUACUAUGGUGGUUAAACAAUCCUGUCCGUGUCAAAAGAGCUGCUUUGGUGUCAUUUUUACGUGAUCCAUUCAGUGAUAGGAGUUGUUGUGUUUUUGGCAUAGAAGAUUGGGAAGGGGAAGAUGUGCUUUUGAUUUUUAGCUUGUGGAUCCUUGCUGAGUUGUUACAUCAUUUUACUUUUUUGAAAGUUCAUCCCUUUGAAAACCAGAUAGAAUUUUCUGAAUCCCAGUUGAUUGAGGAAUUGGAAGCUAUAUGCAGAAACCAUAGUGCUCAUGGUUCAAGAUGGUAUGCUGCAUAUGUGCUUAGCUAUUUUGGACUAUAUGGGUUACCAAGUACUUUGGGGAAGAGAAUUGGGAAAUCCCUUGGGGCGAGAGAUCAUUCUGAUGUAAAUCUAGUUCUUGUUAAUGAGGAAUCUGUCCAUGUUCAUGAAGUAAUUCUCGCUGUAAGAUGUCUAUCAUUACUUCCUCCUGGGACAGCAGUUCCUGAUGAGAAGUCAUCCAAUGGAGCGAGCACAGAAUUGGAUAUUGAGAGAAACAUUACAAAGGCAGUCCAUCUCUCUGCUCAAGUGGAUCAGCAAUCAUUGUUGAAGUUGCUGGAGUAUGUUUACUCAGGUUAUUUACAAGCUGAAGAAGGCCAUGUCAGAAAGCUUAAAGUUAUCUCCAGGCAUUGUAAACUGGAACCUUUAGUGCAAAUGCUUUCUAAAAGAAACCCGAAAUGGGGUAUCCCUUUACCAAGCUUUGAUCCGAGUCCUGCUCUUAGGCCAGGUGGACAACAUUAUUCGUAAGUACCAUUACCUCAGUUAAUGACCAUAGGCUUUUGCAUGCUAGUUGAUUGGAUAUUGGGCCAUGUUUCAGAAGGUCAUGUGGCCUUGUGAAUUCUUGAUCUGCUUGUUAUGCAUCAGUGUUGUGAAAAUCGCGCUCGGGGCGCGCGGCGCUCAAAGCGAGCCUGUAAUUGCCCCGAUGCGGCGGGGUCGUGCGAGAUCCGUGGAGCGACGGUGGGGCGCGCCUGGGUCGCCGUGGAGCGCCUGGGUCGUCUGUCAAAUGUGGGGGAAUUCGAAUUCGAGCAUCAAGUUUGAUCAAAAAUGCAAUCACGAUAAGCAGAGGCUGAGGCAAGCAAUCAAUUACGCAACCAAGCAAUUCAAUGGCCAGCUGAAGAUGGCGGCGCCGAGUGGGUUGAACGGCGUCGUUCGUUGUCGCGGUGGAGUUGAUUUAGGGAGGAAAUGGAUUGAUUUAGGCGAUUGGCAUUUUCGUUAAUUGUUUCUUUAGUGGACGGCAAUUUCUACAA
Salvia splendens (bonfire salvia) is the source of this 1979-nucleotide messenger RNA. Its product is annotated as BTB/POZ domain-containing protein At1g04390. Gene Ontology annotation, molecular function: protein binding. The transcript has 2 exons. Lineage: Eukaryota; Viridiplantae; Streptophyta; Magnoliopsida; Lamiales; Lamiaceae. The record is from RefSeq and is a predicted model, not a curated record. The coding region runs from base 76 to 1479 and encodes 467 amino acids.